Molecule: messenger RNA, 2489 nt
Organism: Hipposideros armiger (great roundleaf bat)
Lineage: Eukaryota; Metazoa; Chordata; Mammalia; Chiroptera; Hipposideridae
Gene: FBXW4
Product: F-box and WD repeat domain containing 4
Exons: 9
Coding region: 72-1847 (591 amino acids)
Biological process (GO): SCF-dependent proteasomal ubiquitin-dependent protein catabolic process
Cellular component (GO): SCF ubiquitin ligase complex
Molecular function (GO): protein binding
Source: RefSeq, a predicted model, not a curated record
GCUCCACGGCCGCGGGUGUGAGGGGCGGGCCCAGGCUUCGGCCCGCGCCGCCCCAUGUGACCCGGUCCGACAUGGUGUCGCCUCCUCCCGGGGCGGGGGCGGCGGCGGCGGCGGCGGCAGCUCGGGCCGGGCUCCGCGUCGGGCCGGCCCCGCGGCCGCUCAUGGGCAGCCGGGGCCGCUUGGGGUCCUCCGGGAACGGCGGACCAGGCGAGGGCGAGAGCGGGGAGGCGAGGAAACUGCAGGAAGGGAGGUUCGCGAGGGGGAAGCGAAGGAAGGGGAAGGGAAAAGCCGGAGCAGGGCAAGGCGGAAGAGGAAGCGGGGCAGAAGGGAAGCCGGAGCCGCAAACGGCGAAGGAGGCAGCGGGGCUGGGAAUCGAGGCGGGAGCUAAGGCAGGCCCAGCGGAGGAAGGAGAGGGCGGCGGAAGCGUGGAGGAAGGGGCGAGAAGGAUUAUAAGGGGAGAUGAAGGGCGCUCAGAGGCGGGCAAGGAGGCCAAAGGGAGAGACGAUGGGAAGAAGGAGGAAUGGAGGGUCAGGACCGGGCGGCGGGAGGACGCCAGGCCAGGGAGAGCACAGGGACGAGCGGGUCAGGCUUGGGGCCGCCCCGCGGGAGCAGGGGCCGCCAUGGCAGCGGAAGCCGAGGAGGAGGCGGCGGCUCGGGAGUCGGCCGGCCGCCCCGCCGCUGGCCCCGCGCUCUGGCGCCUGCCGGAGGAGCUGCUGCUGCUCAUCUGUUCCUACCUGGACAAGCGGGCCCUCGGCCGCCUGGCUCAGGUGUGCCGCUGGCUGCGGCGCUUCACCAGCUGCGACCUGCUCUGGCGCCGGAUAGCCCGGGCCUCGCUCAACUCCGGCUUCACGCGGCUCGGCACCGACCUGAUGGCCGGUGUACCUGUGAAGGGACGAGUAAAGGUGUCUCAGAACUGGAGGCUGGGGCGCUGCCGACAGGGGAUCCUGAUGAAAUGGAGAUGCAGUCAGAUGCCCUGGAUGCAGCUAGAGGGUGAUUCUCUGUACAUAUCCCAGGCUAAUUUCAUCUUGGCCUAUCAGUUCCGCCCAGAUGGUGCCAGCUUGAACCGUCAGCCCCUGGGAGUCUUUGCUGGGCAUGAUGAGGACGUUUGCCACUUUGUGCUGGCCAACUCGCAUAUUGUCAGUGCAGGAGGAGAUGGGAAGAUUGGCGUUCAUAAGAUUCAUAGCACCUUCACUGUCAAGUACUCGGCUCAUGAACAGGAGGUGAACUGUGUGGACUGCAAAGGGGGCAUCAUUGUGAGUGGCUCCAGGGACAGGACGGCCAAGGUAUGGCCUUUGGCCUCAGGUCGGCUCGGGCAGUGCUUACACACCAUCCAAACUGAAGACCGAGUCUGGUCCAUUGCUAUCAGCCCAUUACUCAGCUCUUUUGUGACAGGGACGGCUUGUUGUGGGCACUUCUCACCCCUAAGAAUCUGGGACCUCAACAGCGGGCAGCUGAUGACGCACCUGGGCAGUGACUUUCCCCCAGGGGCUGGGGUGCUGGAUGUCAUGUAUGAGUCCCCGUCCACACUCCUGUCCUGCGGCUACGACACCUAUGUUCGCUACUGGGACCUCCGUGCCAGUGUCAGGAAGUGUGUCAUGGAGUGGGAGGAGCCCCACGACAGCACCCUGUACUGCUUGCAGACUGAUGGCAACCACUUGCUGGCCACUGGUUCCUCCUACUAUGGUGUUGUGCGUCUGUGGGACCGGCGCCAACGGGCCUGCCUACACGCCUUCCCGCUGACAUCGACGCCCCUCAGCAGUCCUGUGUACUGCCUGCGCUUCACCACCAAACAUCUCUAUGCCGCGCUGUCUUAUAACCUCCACGUCCUGGACUUUCAAAACCCGUGACAGUCAGGGCCGCCCCAGCCUGUGGGCCAGGGAAGCCAGCUUCUCAGGGACCUCUCCUGCCUGGAUGGUGCAGUGAUACCUCUUCCCCACCCCUGUGCCUGUGCUCCCAGACCUGUGACCACAGUGCUCAAGCCCUUACGCUAAAGGCUGCAAACUCCUGGGGACUGGGUUACCCAGAGGUGCAGUCCCUCCCAGGAACCAGUUGGAGAGAAGCGACCUUUGCUUGGGGAGAAUGCAGCCAAACCCACGGGGCCUUGCUUCCCUGUCGGCCAGAGCAAGGAUGUGCCUGGAGAGGCCCACCAUGCACCCCGCCUCUUAGAGCAGUGAUUGCUUAGUGAGGUAAGGCGCCCCAGCCUUUUCAGUGGUCCCUUUCUGCCCUUUCCCUGGAAGGAGGGGUGAGGCUGCCCGUAUCCCUGCUGGCACCAGCCUCCACCUCCUCAGUCAGACACCACCCUUGACCAAGCUCUUGGGGUUGUGGACUCAUUCUUGGGGCACUGUGGCUUGGUCUCACUUUGAAACCAAGAAAGGACAAAGGGAACCCAGCAGUUUUGAGUGAGUUUUGAGGCAACCCAGCCUCAGGCCAGCUGUUGAGAUAUGCUACAAUGUUUGUUUUUGUAAAAAUAAAGCUUAAUUGUUCACAGA